AUGUCUUUUCAUCCAGAAAUGCUUUGGACGCCGUCUAGACGUUGCAUCAAUCGGAGAUGGGAUUGUGGUCGCUGUGACCACUGUAGCCGUGGACAUGAACCGAUGUUAGCUGACAUGAUUUGUCAAGAAUGGCCUGCUCCUGCGUCCUGUGCUUGUGGCUCGGCGUCAGCAGUGAGUAAUAUUGGGUUUUGCACGAGUACGGAAAUCCACAAGCGUACAAGCUUCUGUAUUUUUGUACGUUGUGGAACGGAGCAAUUGUGUGUACCAGUUUUUCCAUGUACUACCGGAUUCCACAUAAAACGUGGCGUCGAGAUGAGAACUGGAUUGUCAACGGAUGUGUUGAAGCUGCAUUCUCGGCGAUCUGUUGUUGCUUUGUAG
Corticium candelabrum is the source of this 378-nucleotide messenger RNA. RefSeq lists its product as uncharacterized. NCBI's taxonomy places the organism in Eukaryota, Metazoa, Porifera, Homoscleromorpha, Homosclerophorida, Plakinidae. The record is from RefSeq and is a predicted model, not a curated record. The transcript is spliced from 5 exons. Bases 1 to 378 code for a protein of 125 amino acids.